UGCAGCAUAGAACUUUUGACUGAUCUAUUUUUGUGUCAUGAGCGAAGAAAAUGUCACUACUUUAGUAAAUAACCUUGCACACAUUUAGAUUAUUGUUUAUUUAUCCUAUUAAGUUUUUUCCUUUUCAGGGUGCUACUUAUAGAUAAGCAAGCAAUGGAAUUUUUGUUUCAGGGAAUGAAUGAAGACACAUCUGACUGUCCUUUUGAUGCAAGUGACAUUCAGAGAUUGUCCAUUUCUGAGGAAUAUCAACAAGCCCACAAGCUUUUCAUUUUCUUCAGUGAAUUUCCCUGUUCCUGUUCGAGGAGCCAAAGGUCCAAUUUUUGAAGAUGGGCCAAACUUUGGCACCGCAUUUAAACUCUUUCAUGGGAAGGACGGGGUUGUGCCACUGUCAGGUAGGUCAAAUAUUUGUACUGAAAAACCAGAGUCUGUGCCUGUACCGCCGUUCAACCCCCUGGCAGCACACACUGCAACCAUUAGUUUGGCAGCUUUUGGUCCUGAAGGACCAUUUGGCUUUUAUUUCUUUCGCGACAAGUGGAAGAAACAGCAACAGAAAUCCAAGCCAUCUAACAAGAGAGAACCUUCUUCUAAGACUGGAAAUUCCUCAAAGCAUGAAGCGCUAGGAAAUGAGUGGUUAGAAAGUGGAAACUGCCCAAUUGCAAAGUCUUACAGAGCUGUGAGCCAUGUCCUCCCCCUUGUGGUAACAGCUCUUCAGCCACCACCUGGCCUGAAGCUUAGAUGCCCACCUGCUGUUGUUGCUGCAAGGGCGGCCCUGGCUCGGACUGCCCUGGUUAAGACCUUGCGCCCUCAGCCACUACCUGCAAAAAUGUUAGUGAUUGCUCUCUUGGGGAUGGCUGUUAACGUGCCUUUAGGCAUGUGGAAGGAGCACACUCCAAAGUUUUCAGUAUCAUGGUUUGCAGCAGUGCAUGCGGCUGUGCCGUUCAUAGUGAUGCUAAGGAAGUCUAUCAUUAUGCCCAAAACAGCUAUAGCUUUGACAAUUGGAGCUUCCAUCUUAGGACAGGUUAUCGGAUCAAGAGCUGAGCAGCAUCGGCUCAAAGCAGCGGCUGAUAAGAAGGUGCCAGCUGAGACAACAAUUGAUUGUGGUGCUGCAAAGCAGGAAAAUGACAUUCCAGGUUUUAACUGUGGUACACAGGGAAUGAUGUGGGAUCAACUUCCUGCCAAGGUUAGUCGACCUGCUUCUUCGUCAACCAAUGUCUGCUUUUGAAUCAAAGGUUCGGAGGCUGAAAUAAGAAAUAGACUGUAAUCAUCUCUAAGAUCAGAUCUUUACUCCAUAAAAUAUGAGCAUUCAUAUUUUAUAGAUAUCGAAUAACUGUCCAAAUGCAUUUCUUACAUUAGAAUGAACAAAAGGAUGUUUAGCUUAUUUUAUAAGAAUUUAUAACAUUAUUCAACU
Messenger RNA from Carica papaya (papaya), 1408 nucleotides. RefSeq names its product zinc finger B-box protein. Gene Ontology annotation, cellular component: chloroplast. The record is from RefSeq and is a predicted model, not a curated record. NCBI's taxonomy places the organism in Eukaryota, Viridiplantae, Streptophyta, Magnoliopsida, Brassicales, Caricaceae.